This is a messenger RNA of Aricia agestis (brown argus), 2084 nucleotides long. RefSeq names its product transmembrane protein 151B-like. The record is from RefSeq and is a predicted model, not a curated record. The transcript has 8 exons. Lineage: Eukaryota; Metazoa; Arthropoda; Insecta; Lepidoptera; Lycaenidae. Bases 95 to 1870 code for a protein of 591 amino acids.
UAUUCGUCGGAGUGAUAUUUUUUUUAAUUUUGACCAUGACGAAACGGUGAAAGGAUGCAGUGUAGUGCUUAACCAUGCUAUAUGAAAUGAGACCAUGACGACCCAAGAACGAGUGAACAUCUUCGCUGAUGACGACGAGGACCUGCGCCCUCGGCAGCAAAGCCUGGGCGGGGUGCUGCGACGGGAGGGGAACUGGAAGUGUUUCCUGCUGACCCUCAUGAUCGUGGGCUGCCUCGCGUCUGUCGUGUGGUGCAGCACCGCCGAGAUCGACCGCGAGCUCAUCGACCUUAACACGUACCCUAUCAAGCGGACAGUGCGAGAGUCUCCUUGCGACGUGGGCUACGCGUACAUCCCCAUUGCGUUUGUGCUGCUCCUCUACCUGGUGUACCUGGUGGAGUGUUACCACAGCACAGCCCGGAUACAGCUGGCGAGGAGGGUCGAUGUUGCCGCCGUCAGCGCGAGAGUACAUGCCAUGAGGACGGCGACGCCGAGGGUGUGGUGGAAGGCAAUCUGCUACCACUACGUGCGUCGCAAGCGGCAGGUCACGAGGUACAGAAACGGCGACGCCUACACCACCACACAGGUAUACUACGAGCGAGUGAACACGCACAGCGCUAGCACGGCGUUUGCGCACGCGUGCUGCGGCCAGCGCGACGCCUCGAGGAACCUCGUGUUGGACUCCAAGACGCCCAUCACCAAGGUCCGGUUCAGCAAGGGAUUCGCCUUCGCCAAUAUUGAGGCAGCCAGCGAAUUUGAGGACCAGCGGUCGAGGUUUUUCGCGGAGCACGAGCGUUUCGACGAUUUCAUGGAGAUGAGGGAGGGGCUGGACCUCAUCGGAGUCAGCUCCUUCAAGGAGUACAUGGUGGCUUACAGGGAUGCAGACCGGUGUCCAUGGUACUCCUCGCAGCUGCUGUUCUGGACUCUCUCGUGUCUGCUGCUGUCCUGGCCGCUACGCAUCAUCAUAGAGUGUAACACAGCGUACGUCCAUUAUACGAUAACUAAAAUAUUCGGUACAAAUUACGAGCUGGAUCCCAGUCGGCAGUUGGACCUGGAGACGCAUCUGUCAGAUACCCUGCCUCCGGUACCAACGACGAACUACACCUGGGCUCUCCCGGAUGAGCAGAGCGCAGUGCUAUGCGCUUCAGCUCGCCCGCCCAGGACUCUCCCUCUGUCCCACGCUUCAACAGUAGACAGCCUCGAACUAUUCGCAGCUAUUAGAGGUAAUUGUGCUAUAGUGCCUUCAUACUCGGAAGCGAUGAGAAUCGACGCCGCGCUCCGCGAGGAGCCCGGAGAAAAUUCUAACACCGAAGCGUCCAAUUCAGAAACAGAGGAGCAGAGAUCCCGAACUACGGUCAAGGCGUUAUCCUUCGACGAACCACCGCGGAGGCCUAAAGUUACGAUAUCGAGCACGCACUCAAGUUACAGUAUAAGCAGCGCUAGGAACGAAGCCAAGCAGCAGAACAGGAGAUCAUGGGCGGGAGUUAUAUCAUCAGGACGCAGCGCGAGACAGAUCCUAGAAGAUUUCCGCAGCAACUCCGUCAAUUAUGAGCCGAUGCCUGAACCGAGGAGGAACGGGGAGUAUUACCUAUCCAGGGAGCUGUCUCCCACGUGCUCCAGAGAUCCGUUCGGAGGACGAGCGACUACCACUCCCACGGACGAGCCUCCUUCCUACGAGGAGGCACUAAAAUUGCCAGCGCUGAGAAAAUUGACGCGGUCCAUAACGGGCACCGAUUUCGGGGGGCCGCGGCGGGCGUUUUUGAAGGAUGUAGUGUCAAACAGGAGAUCAUGUUUAGAAGGCGUAGGUGUGCUGGCCGGCUCCAAAAUAAUAAGACUCCCCUACACCGACUCGGGCGAUGAGACGUCCCUAUAGCGCUUUAUGUUCCACAGACUUUUUAUGGUGCAAUAAAAUAUUUAUACAUCCAUAGGCUACGCUGUCUUUGUAGGACCAUUUGAAGUUAUAUAAAAAUAGAAAUUACUUUGGGCUUGGGGAUUAUUAUGGUCCCCGGAAAGCUUACCAAACUAUUAAUAUAGAUAUUAUAGUUAAAGGAAUUGAAUGUUCGGUUUGUUGACGUCCAACCUAUAAC